AUGGCGACGGCGUGGAGUGGCACGACCGCAAGCGCUGGGAGUGGGUUUGUCGAGAGAAGCGAAAGGCGACAUCGCCUCGGCUACACGUGUCCUCCCGAUCCCGGCCGGGCUGCGUCACUGCAGCAGCUCCGACCAGAAGCACACAGAGAAGGCAAGGCGUCGCCACCAGCAGCAGCAGCUACGCCGGGGGGGCACAGAGCGGCAGCUACGCCUUUCUCCAGCCGGCGAAGACGACGACCGGACAACAACACCACCGCGGAAGAGCAAGACGGUACAACCACCACCCCGCAAGCAGGUCAAGCACCUUCAAUCAGUCCCACGCGUGUACCCCACGUCGGCGAUCGCCACGAGCUGGACGACGACGACAACGGCGGCGUAACCGGUGCCGGUACAGGGCUUCCAGCGGGCGCGGCGGGCGGCCUGUGGCGGAGCAGAGGGAGACAUCGAGAGCCAAGAGGCCCGCCUCGGCGCCGGCACAGCGGGAACAGCACCGGCAGCGUCGGGAGCUUCGACUCCGACCGCUACUUCACGACGGCGGUGCGGUGUGACCGUUUCGGGUACCCUUUGCACGAGCGGGAGUGCCUGGGCAGCUACGGCGCCGGCGCCGGCCUCAGUGGCGGGCGAGGACCUCGAUAUUCUCCCAUGAUCAAGGGUUUGCCGGACUUUUACGAGUCUCGGCCGAAGCGCCAGAGUCGCGAUGAUGAGUCCUUGGGGCGAAGAACCCACGGGAAUAACCGUGAGGCGCAAGCGUGUAGGUCGGCGUCGCUGUACCAAAGGACCACGGAGUGGCGGGCAAAGGCGAGCGAGGUCAGAGCGCGCAAGCUUGCUCAGCGCGAAGAGCAGGAGCUGAGGGACUGCACUUUCCAGCCGAACGUGCCGCUGCGAGGAGCGCUUGUCUCCGGCAGCGUCACGAGGGCCGCCGAGCCUAUCGGUCACGGUCACGAUUGUGUCGGAAGAAGCUCGAGUUGCAAGCCCGUAGAAAACGAUGACGAAGGGAACGGUAGUGGGGGGAAUGCCUGCGGUGGUGAUGUUCAUGUCGAUGCUGGUGGUACGUGUGGUGUUAAUGGAGGUGGCGGCGGCGGCGGCUGUGGCGGUAAUCACGGUGGUGAAGCAGGCGAAGGCACUGCCGCCGGUCCUAGGAGCGUAGAGAAAGAAACGCGCUCGUGUAUGAGCAGCAGGGCGGUUUCUUCUCCUUCGCAGGGUAGAGGGUGCCCGGGGAACAAUGUGGUGCAACGGCUGUUCGACGAGACCCGGCGGCUGGACGAACGAAGGUUUGAAGGCCAGGAGAGGAAAAAUAUGGCGGCGGAGGAGGAAUACGCCCGCACGUGUACAUUUCAGCCGUCUCUGGUGCAAGGGAAGUCCACGAGCGCAACCAUCCGAGUGGCAUCUCGAUAUCGAGACCCACCACGGGCAGCGUCUGCCCCCCCCGCGGGCAGGAGGCGAGAUUUUGACCAGGAGGACCUAAUUUUUCAUCCCAAGAUCUUGGGAGUACAGCCCGGAAUGACCCGGGCCCUCGAAUACGACUAUACUGACGCCGACGAAGACAGUGAACUGGAUGAAGGACGCCGAGAAGCUUCGAGGAGCCCCGCGCGGCCUGAGCGCCACCAGCGCGACAGGAAUGGUCGUCGCUGCUUAGAAGACCAUGAGACCAACAACCACCGCCACCGCCACAGCGACGACGACGACGGUGAUAGCAGCGGCAGCGACGACAACCUCACGGACGCUGGCCGUUUUCGCGACGGCGGCGGUGGCGAGGGGUCACGGAACCAAUCGCGGCGGGGCCGUAGCCGUGACGAUGACAGGUGA
Messenger RNA from Ectocarpus siliculosus, 1806 nucleotides. NCBI's taxonomy places the organism in Eukaryota, Phaeophyceae, Ectocarpales, Ectocarpaceae. The record is from the annotation of a GenBank genome assembly.